Molecule: messenger RNA, 420 nt
Organism: Fraxinus pennsylvanica
Lineage: Eukaryota; Viridiplantae; Streptophyta; Magnoliopsida; Lamiales; Oleaceae
Source: the annotation of a GenBank genome assembly
AUGGACUCUUUCCCGGCCCUCGCAUUGUUGCACGAGAAGGAGACGAGCAUUUUGGGCGCUGAAAAUCAUCCUCUUCACCUACAUGGCUUCAAUUUCUUCGUUGUCGGUCAAGGAUUUGGAAACUACAACCCAAACCAGGACCGAGCCAAUUUCAACCUGGUGGAUCCUGUUGAAAGGAACACAAUUGGCGUUCCAUCUGGUGGUUGGGUAGCCAUUCGAUUCCUAGCAGACAAUCCAGGUGCGAAUUACAAAACAUUAGUUACUUUUGCGAGGCAAAUUUACAUGCAUGGAGUGUGGCUUAUGCACUGCCACUUCGAUGUGCACACAAGUUGGGGCUUGAGGAUGGCUUGGAUUGUAAUGGAUGGGCCACUACCGAGUCAAAAAUUACCGCCACCACCGUCAGAUCUUCCAAAAUGUUGA